AUGACCGACCUCAAUACGUGCACCGUAGCGGACCUCCUCCCCGUGGACCGCGUGGGGGAGAAGCUCGCGGAGCGCAUCGUCGCCUCGCAGCCGUACGCGAGCUGGGGCGACCUGGAUGCGCGUGUCAAGGGGAUCGGUCCCUCCGUGAUCACGCGCCUGAAAGAGGCGGGGUUCCAGCUGCCCGAGCAAGCUGAAGAUGGGAGUAAGCCGGCGGCGGCCAAGCCGGAGCGCAGGCGGCUGAAUAAGAGCGGCGGGACGAUCAACAAGCGCCAGCCUGCGCCCGAGGCGCGGGAGCAGCAGGGGGCGGCGUUCGAGCAGGAAAUGCUCGAGGCGGUGGACGUGGAGGAUCUCGUGGAGAUGGGCCUCGAUCCAGCCCUGGCCGGCGCCGUCGUCGCCGAGGCCCAGCGCAUGCGCGGCGCCGGCGCCACGGCCGACCAGAUCGCCCGCGAGAUCGCCAGGCGCACCCGCGCGCAGAUCAAACAGCUCGAGGCCCAGGGCCUCCUUGCGGCGCCCCGGCGUCGCCGCGGCCUCGGCGGGUUCUUCCAGAAGGUCCUCGCCGGCUCCGUGGGCCUCCUCGGCCGCGCGAUCCAAGCCGCGCUCGCGAACGAGGGCGGGGGGGGGUCUGAGUCAGGUGCCCCGGGGGGGGCGGAGUCGGAGUCCGGCGGGGAGCUCCCCGGCGGCGGCGAGGUCAACUUGAAUCGCUGCGACGCGGAGGCGAUUGCGUCGGUGAGCGGCGUGUCGAUGAAGUACGCAACUGCGAUGGUGGCGGAGCGCAACGCGGGGGGGGGGUUCAGGGACUGGGAUGACGUGGCGGAGCGGAUGCGGGCGCGCGGGCACCGGUUCGGGCCGGCGCGGCGCGCGGCGCUCGAGCAGCGCGGGUUCGUCAUCCGCACCCCUGGUGCGCCCGCGCCUGCAGCGGUGCUCCAGGACGUCCUGCCGACGCUCUCGGCGGCGACGGAGCCGGUGGCGGCGGCCGCGAGCGCGGGCAACGGCGGCGCGGUGGCGACGACCGAGGUGGUGCAGGGGGCGUCGGAGAGCGACGAGGACGAGACCGCGGUGUCAGACCUGAAGGCGACGUCAGGGGGGGAGUUCGUGCCGUGGUGGGAGACCGACGAAGGCCGCGGGAAGCCGUUCCCGCCUGAGUUCGCGGACGCCGACGGCGAGCACAAGUUCGAGUACUUGGAGCGCGUGGGCGCGGGGUACGAGAUCGGCGGGCGCGCGGUGACCGCGGAAGAGGCGGAGGCGAUGCGGCGGCGGUGGGAGGCGCAGUACCCGAUGCUGAAGCCGCACCACAAGGAGACGGUCGCGGACCGCACGAAGGCGACGUCCGACGACGACAACAUCGACUUCUGUUGGCGCGAGCUCCUGCGCCUGGAAGUGAACGACCGGAUCCCACCGCAGUGGCGGAAGCGCUUCCGGUGCGACCCGUUCGGCAACGUGGUGAGCCGGUACGCGGACAACAACUCGCUGUGCAAGUUCGACGUCGAUCACGUGUUCCCGUGGUCGCGCGGGGGGCACUCGGUGAAGGAGAACUUCAUGGCCGUGCAGUGGGCGGCGAACCGCAUCGUCAAGCGCGCGCGCAUCCUGCCCGCGAACGAGCGAGACGACUUCGUGGAGCGCAUGCAGACGGGGCUGGACAUCGACACGUUUCUCGAGCUGCUCAAGGUCCGCGACGAGCGGUUCCCGAAGCGCACAGACAAGAAGAAGUUCGACAGGAUGCUCGAGCAGAUGCUCGAGCAGCAGGUCGGCGUCCCGAUGAACCUCAAGUCGGUCCUGCAAAACUCCUCCAUGACCCCCUGGGACUACCUCGGCAACUGCGUCAGGGUCCACAACGCCAACCUCUUCGGCGGCGAGAUCGCAGAGGGCGACAUCUAG
Pedinophyceae sp. YPF-701 is the source of this 1875-nucleotide messenger RNA. The record is from the annotation of a GenBank genome assembly. NCBI's taxonomy places the organism in Eukaryota, Viridiplantae, Chlorophyta, Pedinophyceae.